Hypoxylon trugodes is the source of this 759-nucleotide messenger RNA. RefSeq lists its product as uncharacterized. The coding region runs from base 1 to 759 and encodes 252 amino acids. The record is from RefSeq and is a predicted model, not a curated record. The transcript has a single exon. Lineage: Eukaryota; Fungi; Ascomycota; Sordariomycetes; Xylariales; Hypoxylaceae.
AUGGCACCGACCGCAGAGGAAAAGGUUGUGUCCAUCCGCGACCCGAUCCCGCGCGGGUACAUGUUCGUCCCGAAGGGAAAUAGCUACAUCACCAUGAACUGUCGCAAGCAGACCAAGGAGCAGAACAGUCCUAUGUACGUCGUCCUAGACAAUAAGAAGCAGCAAGUAGGCAUCCGAGUGCCGAUCGCAGUCUAUCAGAAAGUUCAGCAACAAGAGAAGGCAACGCAUGCCUCGCGAGCUCAAGCAACUAAGCGAAGAGACGACAAGACGGUCUCUAAGUUGAAAAGCGCAAUUCUCGGGCUAUUCCCCCAAUUGCCUGCCGAGGAGCUCCCUCUUGUCGUUAAGCACGCCACGACAAAGCACAGCGGCAGAGUCGGAAGAACAGCGACCAAAAGCAUUGCCGAGAAGGCCAGCCUUGCCGUCCGAGCGCAUGUUCGCCACCUUCAUACCGAGUACGACAAGCUCUUACGAAGCGGUACUUCGAGAGAUGACGCGCGCAAGCAGGUUCAGAAGGAUAUUGAUGCGGUCUUGUUGAAGUGGGGAUGGAAGCCGGAGGAGGAGCACCGAACUAGGCCUCACGGUGGUAGCAAGCAGAUGAACCCCCACAAGAGCACCUCGAGUCGCAAGCACACCAAGCCCUCCACACGCCCUUCUCUAAGUGACAAGAAGUUAGCCAAGCGCGGAGCUAACGCCGCACUCGCUGCCGAGACCCAACGCAAGGCACUCACGGCGAAGGCAGUUAAGGCACCGAAGGCAUAA